This is a messenger RNA of Coffea eugenioides, 1323 nucleotides long. RefSeq names its product chitin elicitor receptor kinase 1-like. Gene Ontology annotation, biological process: innate immune response; protein phosphorylation. NCBI's taxonomy places the organism in Eukaryota, Viridiplantae, Streptophyta, Magnoliopsida, Gentianales, Rubiaceae. The record is from RefSeq and is a predicted model, not a curated record. The transcript has 9 exons. Bases 1 to 1323 code for a protein of 440 amino acids. Gene Ontology annotation, molecular function: ATP binding; transmembrane receptor protein kinase activity.
AUGUACUUGAAGAUUGACAUUGGAAUCUUUGCAUUCUACUUAAGCUUGUCUUUUGCAACCUUAUUGUCAGGUGGAGCUAUUGCUGGGAUAUCUCUUGCAGUGCUUGGAGUGUUGUUUUUUUCAGCUUGCUUGUACCUUGUGUUUGACAGAAAGAGGAAGGCACACAAAAUAUCACCCAAAGAUCAAUUCAACCGAGCUGCUUCUGAUACUGCAGCUAAAGCUCCAGAGUCUGUUAAUGAUGCUAAAAGGGCUUCUCCAGGCCUUGCUGGAGUAGUUGUUGAGAGAUCUUUUGAGUUCUCGUAUGAAGAGCUUGCAAUAGCUACUAAAGAUUUCAGUUUGGCGAAUAAGAUAGGCCAAGGCGGCUUUGGCUCUGUUUAUUAUGCCGAGCUUAGGGGCGAGAAAGCAGCAAUCAAGAAAAUGGACUUGAAAGCAAAAAGAGAAUUUGUUGCUGAACUUAGGGUUUUAACACAUGUACAUCAUCAGAACCUGGUGCGCUUAAUUGGAUAUUGUGUGAAGGGUUCCCUUUUUCUUGUAUAUGAGUACAUUGACAAUGGAAACUUGAGCCAGCAUCUUCGAGGAUCAGGGUGCGACACACUGUCGUGGUCCAGCAGGGUGCAGAUUGCAAUGGAUUCAGCAAGAGGUCUUGAGUACAUUCAUGAGCAUACUACUCCUGCCUACAUCCUUCGUGACAUUAAAUCAGCAAACAUUUUGAUAGAUAAAGAUUUUCGUGCCAAGGUUGCAGAUUUUGGUUUAGCAAAAUUGGCUGAGGUCAAAGGUUUAUCUUUGCAAUCACGUCUUGUGGGCACGUUUGGCUACAUGGCACCAGAGUAUGCCAAUUGUGGUACUGUUUCUCCUAAAGUUGAUGUCUAUGCCUUUGGUGUUAUGCUUUAUGAACUAAUUUCGGCUAAGGCAGCUGUAGUUGAUGGAGGCUCUACUACUGAUACUAAGGGCCUUGUUGGUUUGUUUGAACAAGUUCCAAUACUACCGGAUUCAAAUGAUGAUCUUCGCAAACUGGUUGACCCAAGACUUGGGGAUAAUUACCCAAUCGAAUCAGUCAGCAAGAUGUUUCAGCUAGCCAAACUUUGCACACAUAAAAAACCUGAAUCAAGGCCGAGCAUGAGAUCUGUUAUCGUUGCAUUAAUGGCAUUAUCAUCCCCCACAAAGGAUUCUAAGAUUUUUGUUCCUCAUUUAGAAACUGAGAUCUUGAAAUACGAGUAUUCUAUGAUCAAGUCUAUGGAAACUGAAGUUCUGGGAUCUGAGACUUUUACAGUUACAUCUGUGGAAUCUGAGGCUUAUACAAUAGAAGAAGGAAUUGAGGAUUAA